Molecule: messenger RNA, 366 nt
Organism: Suillus plorans
Lineage: Eukaryota; Fungi; Basidiomycota; Agaricomycetes; Boletales; Suillaceae
Exons: 1
Molecular function (GO): RNA-DNA hybrid ribonuclease activity; nucleic acid binding
Source: RefSeq, a predicted model, not a curated record
CUGGGGAAGGCCGAAGAGCACACGGUAUACGAAGGGGAGAUAGUGGGCAUGAUCCUGGCGGUGGAGCUGCUGAAAGAGAGGACGAAGAGGAUGAGAGAGAAACCCACCAUGGCACUUGGGGUGGAUAACCAAGCCGCGAUCCGCGCAACGAAGGGUUUCCAGUCGAAACCCGGCCAUUACUUGCUAGAUAUCUUCCACGAUGACCUCCGCCGUAUGCUGUCAAGAAAAGACGACCGCAAGCUGACCAUCCGUUGGUCAGCUGGCCACAUAGGGAUCCCCGGUAACGAAGAAGCAGAUGAACAGGCAAAACGCGCCGCCCGCGGCGAAAGCUCAGAACACUGCAAGCUCCCCCCAUCCCUCCGCAAC